AUGGCAGGGGGUAUGACAGCAGUCCAGUCUCGCACGCAUUCUAAGGAAACCAUCUCCUUUCCUGUGUUGACCUACACCGAUGCGUUGCCACGGAAUGAUCUUCAAUCUCUUGAAGCCUCACAUCAUCCGGUUCGGCCAAUGACCGAAAAGUGGGAUUUCAGUCAGCCCUCUACGGGAGAUGGCUGGUUCAGAAAGCCACCCCCGGGCCAAAGCGCAACUUUCGACUUUCGUCUAACAGCGCCACCAGAUGAAGCCAUUCGAUCUACCCGAUCAGGUCGUACCCAAACCGAGCAAGACAUGAUUGGCAUUGCGCUGGGCAGUCCCGGCAUGUUAAACAAAGACGAGGCUCUACCGCCGCCCAGAUUGGAUACAUCUAUGUUUGUAGAAACAGAUUCAGCCGAGAAGCCCAGCAAGUGGAAGAAGAUUGGUGGAUUCUUCAAGGCAAAAAAUGCGUUUACAUCACCUCCGGAGGCCCCACAAGAAAGCACCUUCAAACCGCAAAUCACCAAAGACAAACUACCAGAGAAACCCCACAAAGCAAGACUGAGAAAGAACUCGACAGAGGAGUGGCCAAAACUUGAGAUCGAUCCCAGGAAGAUGCCUAUGCCUGGUCGAAGUGAUCAAAUUCCCCUGCGAAGUCGGAACUUCUCACUCAACAACAAGGCCCCCAAGGAGGAGGAACCAAGUAAUCGGGGCCUCCUACUGAGUGUUGACAUCCCGGAUAUUCAGAUGGAGCGGUACAGUGUUAUGUUCAGCAAUGUCGUCAACAAGAACCAAAAGCCCUCGCUGCUGGCCAGGAGGGCCAAAACAUUGGACAAUCUUCUCGUACCCGACGCAAAUGGGUUCCUCAAAUCACCGGCACCACCCCCAAUGCCCCAACGGCGGGCAACGUCACCAGCGCGAUCAAGCUUCACUUUGUUCCCAACUUCACAGCCUUCGAAAGGGGCCCAGGUACUUGGCACACAGAAUUUCUCUCGUGGACCGAGCCCACUGAUGAGAUCGAACACACUACUUAUGGAAAGCCCAUCGAAGAUGCCUCCACCACAGCUCUAUCAUGGUUCAAAUAUGGGCAGUAUCUCAUCGUUCGAGUCACCCGUGGUCCCAAGGCUUUUCUCUGAGCAUUCCAAUACCCCGCUGUCCUCUAGUAGCUAUGAAAAGCCUCUUCCUGCUAUCAAGCCGGAGCCACAGACUACUCAACUACAGAAAAUUGCUCAGGCAGAAAGAAAAAUCCCAUCCCCGCAGAAGAUUAGGCCACAGCAGAGCAACCAAUCGCAAAGUACUGCUGUAACAAAAGCAGUUGUUCAGCCCUGGGCUCAUCCACGACAGAGGAAGGAUUCGCUGCCGCGAGCCAUAGAAAAACAGCCUCAGGUUACUUUACCUCAAAACAAGACCACACAACAUCAGCCAAAUACGAUAUCGAACCACCACAAGAACAAGGACUCAGCGAGACCGCGUCUCAAAGUUCAAACUGAUGGCCGACCACAACCGCCCGCAAAGGACACCCUCUCUGCCAGUACAUCUCGAAACUCCCCUUCAGCAUUAAACCCGACCCAGAGCAAGAUUGACCGAAUCAUGUCCCCAUCAUCAGCGUCAACUGGGCCCAGAUCUGGCGCAUCGCCAUCAGAGUCCAUACGCAUGCCAUUCGCCAUUCCCGCUGAGACCGUUGCUACCGUUAAACCGGAGCCUGCACCCGAGCCUCGACGUCCUGUUCCAGAGAUUGAGGUCUCAAUAGCACGCUCUGUCUCUGUUUCGCGGGCGAAGAGGCAGGUUCUGGUCCCCAUCGGCAUGAGGAUCGAUCACUUGGACCCGGAAGAGCGGGUUGUGCACAGAAGACCUCUGACACCGCAAAUCACGGAUGUUCACCGGGGUCAUCGGCCCGGUGUCUCGCAAGAGUUGCGGAUAGAAUGUCUGUGA
Molecule: messenger RNA, 1914 nt
Organism: Penicillium coprophilum
Lineage: Eukaryota; Fungi; Ascomycota; Eurotiomycetes; Eurotiales; Aspergillaceae
Exons: 2
Coding region: 1-1914 (637 amino acids)
Source: RefSeq, a predicted model, not a curated record